Solea solea (common sole) is the source of this 3911-nucleotide messenger RNA. RefSeq names its product zinc finger protein 384 a (gene znf384a). The transcript is spliced from 11 exons. Lineage: Eukaryota; Metazoa; Chordata; Actinopteri; Pleuronectiformes; Soleidae. The coding region runs from base 338 to 2068 and encodes 576 amino acids. Gene Ontology annotation, biological process: regulation of transcription by RNA polymerase II. The record is from RefSeq and is a predicted model, not a curated record. Gene Ontology annotation, cellular component: nucleus. Gene Ontology annotation, molecular function: DNA-binding transcription activator activity, RNA polymerase II-specific; RNA polymerase II cis-regulatory region sequence-specific DNA binding.
UCUUAUUUGUCUGUAAAUGAAGUGUUAUUUUCAGUGUGUCUGAGAGCUCCGUCGUCCCGACCCGCCGGAAGUCUGCAUGAAGCUGCGUCUCCCACAGAGGCAACGGCGUCGACGUUUUUUUUUUUUUCUGUCUUCGUUUUUUUUUUUUUUUUUUUUAUUCGAGACUUUUUUUUUCUCUUUUUUUAUUUUCUCUCAGUGAGAUGAGCAGGGAGUGAGGAAUGGAGGCGUAGGGAGCGCGGAUGUUUGUGUUUACUCAGCGACCAAAGCUAAAGCACAUGAACACACAGGCCUCCUUGUAGCUAAAGCGAACAAAAGGAGGAAAAUUAAUGGAGAAAAUAUGGACGAUUCCCAUUUCAACUCAUCAUACUUUUGGUCUCCCGUCCCCACUGUUCAAGGACAGAUUGAGAACGCCAUGUUCCUGAACAAGGCAAAGGAGCAGCUAGGCCAGGAGAAGGGCAACGCGCCCUCCUUCCCUCAUCCAUCUGCGUCUUCCACCUCCUCCCCACACUACCCCACGGCUGUGCUGGCCAUUCCGGGCUCAAUGGAUGCAGGGGCUGGGAUGCGAGUGGUGCCCAAACAGGAAGCAGGAGGUGGCAGCAGCGGGCACAUGCAUCAGACGCACACCUCUCAGAACGUCACCGUUGUACCUGUUCCGUCCACAGGCAUCAUGACUGCAGCGGGGUUAGUGAUCACCACCCCUCAAGGCACACUGGUCCCCACGUCCUCCACCCAGUCCUUUGUAGCAGGACAUCCCACUGCCACCACCAUGAUAGUGUCUGCACUUCACCCCUCAAACAUCGAUAAGAAGCAGGACCUUGCCCUCCCUCCUGCUGUCGUCAUGCCGACGCCAUCAAAGCGAGGCAGGAAGAGCAAGCAGUUGAUGGGCAGACUGUCUGGAGUAGGCGGAGUCCUCCCUCCAGGAAGUGAUGCAUUGAUAUUAGCACAUCUAGCUGCCGGUGGACAGCAUCACUCUGCCGACCCAUAUGACCUGUCAAACGAUGAGGAUGAUCAUCCGAGCAAGGACGGCCCCAAAUCCUACAGGUGUCGGAUGUGUGCCGUGACGUUCUUCAGCAAGUCAGACAUGCAGAUCCACGCCAAGUCCCACACUGAGGCCAAGCCCCACAAGUGUCCCCACUGCUCCAAGUCGUUUGCCAACUCCAGCUAUCUGUCCCAGCACAUCCGCAUCCACAGCGGAGCCAAACCCUACACCUGCACCUACUGCCAGAAAACAUUCAGGCAGCUCAGUCACCUACAGCAGCACACACGAAACCACACUGAGGCCAAGCCCCACAAGUGUCCCCACUGCUCCAAGUCGUUUGCCAACUCCAGCUACCUGUCCCAGCACAUCCGCAUCCACACUGGGGCCAAGCCCUACUCCUGCUCCUACUGCCAGAAAACAUUCAGGCAGCUCAGUCACCUACAGCAGCACACACGGAUUCACACGGGUGACCGACCGUACAAGUGUAACCACCCUGGCUGUGACAAAUCUUUCACUCAGUUGUCCAACCUACAGUCUCACCGUCGGCAGCACAACAAAGACAAGCCCUUCAAGUGCCACAACUGUAACCGCGGUUACACAGACGCUGCCAGCCUGGAGGUGCACCUGUCCACGCACACUGUCAAACAUGCCAAGCUGUUUUCCUGUGGCCUCUGCAAUCGAUCCUACACCUCGGAAACGUAUCUAAUGAAACACAUGAGGAAGCACAACCCUGACCCACUAACCGUGGCAGCAACAUUAGCUGCUCAGCAGGCUCAGGGCCUCACACCAGGCAGGGGUCGCGGGCGUGGCCGGGGGAGAGGAGGCCGAGCGAACCAGCUCCAAAACCAGAACAACCCAAAUAACACCAACCAGAACCCUAACCCGGGACCCCCUGGCAGCUACCAGUCAUCCCAGCAACCCACAGAAGCUGUGGUCCAAUGUCCUUUUGACCUGCAUCAGUACAAGACAGUGUCGGCCAGUGAGAUCCAGUACAAACCGGUCUCGGUGGCAGACCUACCCGUGGUCCACAAAGACCUUUGCCUCACCGUCUCCACAUCGGCCAUACAGGUGGAGCACAUGAACUCGUAGGCUGCAUCUUCACACUCUGUUUGAGGAUUGACUUAUUAUUAUAUCUGCAGUGUAAAAAAAAAAGAAAGAAAAAUCCAUUCAAACAAGUAGUUUAAUGAAUUCAAUGUUGUUGCCUUUUAAAUCAAGAGAAAAUGGCAGAAAUGGUGGAAGUUUUUAUAAAAUAAGAACUAAACUGACUCUGAAAACAGAACAAGGCACCAGUAUAAUCAAUUUAGUGUCACUUCCUUGUGACUUGGAGUGGCAUUGGCUCUGUUUAAAAUAUUGAGUGAGAUUUAAUUCACUCUUUGCCAUUUUUUUUACCCUUAGUUUUAUAAGGCUUCAACAUUGAAUGCAACGUAAAACAAAAUACUUGUUUUAAACACAGAUAUUUUACUACUUAAUUCAUUGUUCCUGAGCUCACUGUGUUCAACGCUGGUAUAAAAAGUUACAACUUAAUCUAAGAUUAAUUUAGUCAAGUAAUUUAAUCCAUACUUUGUACAAAAGAACCCCUCAAACCAGCACUUUAGCUCUGAUUGUCUUCUUCUGCUCUUUUUUUUUUUAUUGCAUUGUUUGCAUUUAAAACCCCAGUAGGUUGUAACCCACAAUCCCAUGAUGAUGCAACACUCAGAACCAAAACAACAGCCAUUUUGGCAGGAAAACCAGCAACUUGUCUCUUCGAUGUUGCCUGUUUUCAUAUAAAGUGAAGAUGGUAUGGACAAGCAAAUGGGAAAAAACAUUUUCCCAGAUCCCCAAUGAUCCUGAGAUCUUGGAUCGCUGGAAAGGAACAUAGAAGAAGUAUGGAUGGGAAACCACAGGCAGUAAUCAUUUCCUAUCGGGUGUAGAAUACAACGCUAACCAUCUUUAAUAUCUUGUUCAUAUUACAUUUUUUAUUGCUAUAUAUAAGCAUUUUCUGGAGUAAGAUGACUUGGAGUUCAUCAGAAAGUUGGAAGAUGUUUCCAUGGCUCUGGAUGUGAGAUGCUGUUCAUUUUCCUGCCAACAUGGCAGAGUAAACAAACUGAGUUAUGUGACGGCAUCAUCUGAGGAUUAAGGUGUAAAAUAUCUGUGAAGUUAAAAAAAAAGAAAGAAAAAAGAGCAUUAUUCUCUGCACAUUUAUGGUCCAAAGAAUGAUGUCAUUUUAAAAAACAAACACAUAUUCAGAUCACAUUAAUCUGAACAUUUGCCAGUAUUUAGUUCAAGCCAAAACAUGGGAGUGACAGAAGACCAAGGUUUCAAUCAUGGAGAAAACUGUAGACAUUCACUCAUCACUGAGAGCAACUGAAACAGUGUGAGGAACGAGGAUGAACCGAGUUUGAGUUUCAAUGACGCUGUCGCAGUGGUUCGAGGAGCAGGGUGAAGAAAAGGGACGUGGAAUCAGGCUGGAUUUCUGUCUUUAUUUUCACAAUUUGCACCUCAGACGUCAACGAGCAAGAGGAACCCGUUUCUCUUGUCAGAGCCCAAAGUAUUGAACAGGUCACGACUGCGCUAAAAGCGAGGAAUCCUGCAGCAGAGCGAGAUGUAAAGACGAGAGACGGAUGGGUUCGGUGGAGAGGGAGAGGUCAAAAAGAAAGCACUUGAUGAAGCUUAUACUUCAUGCCUUUUUGUUUGUCAUCAUUGUACUUUUUUUUUUUUUUUUUUAAAUAUAUCAUGUAUGUAUUUUUCUACCAAUACAGGAACAUGUGAACUGAGGAGAGAAAGUCGAGAGAUGUGCGUGAAUGUGAUGGAAAUGGGUAAAUUCCGAACACGGUUGUUGUUUUUUCUGUUGUUUUUUACUUACUGUCCUCCAGGGAGUAAAAUCAGCCCAACGUUGUCGUCGGAGUGUUUGCUGGAGGAAAUAAUGAUUGUGUGAUUAAAAAAAUGGCUGACA